Messenger RNA from Eremomyces bilateralis CBS 781.70, 1260 nucleotides. RefSeq lists its product as uncharacterized. The record is from RefSeq and is a predicted model, not a curated record. The transcript has a single exon. NCBI's taxonomy places the organism in Eukaryota, Fungi, Ascomycota, Dothideomycetes, Eremomycetales, Eremomycetaceae. The coding region runs from base 342 to 1049 and encodes 235 amino acids.
GAUAACACCGGUCAGAAAGCCCUGUACCUCGACAUGACGACUAACCAUUCUAAGUGGAGUGAUGUCGGGAAAGAACACGAUUCGACAUCGAUCGGAUGGAGGGAAAGUUCCUCGUCGUGGGAUCGGUGACGGUCUAGACUUCUGGGGUCGGGGGUCUAGACCGAAAAGCGACGAGAGGAAAUUGAACCCGCCCGCGGAGCCAUGUGCGAUCCAAUAAUCCAUGGCCAUUCUUCCAUGCACGAUUCACACCACUGGAAUCGCCGGAAUGGAUUGUCCGCGGAUGUGGAGGAGCAAGGCCGUGCAAGGGUUUCAAGCCACGAAGGAGCCACGCCUGAACUGAAAUGAAGACCGCUUCUGGAGGCUGGAGGGAAUCAAGGACCGCUUGUGAAACUAUAAUAUUGGGUCAGACCGCCAGUCCACUCUGUACUCCAGCUUUUCAAGUCGCACUCGCAGUAUGGCAACCGUGGUGCAACACCAGGACGAUAUUUGACCUUUGUCCUCGCAAGAUCAGCAAUGAUCAAUUGAACCGGAUAAGCCUCCGAGAUCUCAACCCCGGAGAAGCCCCAACCUUCGGGCUAAUUCCCUUAGCGCUCAUCCUGGACGCGUGGGCCGUCGUUCUGAGUGGUCGCGGACCGGGGAUCGCAUGUUGCGUGUUGGGACGUUCGGGACAGCGAGUCCCGCGGAGCGGUUCUGCAAGACCGUUCUGCAUCGCUCCAGGGCUACGCGAAAUCGAGAAAAACGCUAGACCGACCUCGUGGAUAUCACGCCGUUGUGGUUCCAUUCUUGCAUAUCCGACUCGGCGCGGGCUGACUGACCACCCACCGUACCCCCUUCAUAAAAAUCCUUCGACGCCUAAACGCGGCAGUAUCGGCGCUGAGGGUGUUCGCGGUUCACAUCGCUACAGAUAUAUACUUAGAUUAAAGCAUUCCAAUACGAAUUGCUGGAUGCAUGCUUGGCGGGCUGAUACUGGUAAAUGGUUGGCAAGUGUUAGUGCCCUCAGCCAACGCCCUGCAGCCGCGGGAAGGUUCCAUUUACAGCUGCAUACGUGAAGCGGAUAAAGAUCAUUGGGCGAUGAAGUUUGACCUUUGAAGCGAUUUUCCCCGAAAGGAGAAAGCGCAUGCAGUGUCCGAUGCGAUCACUAGUGCAUGACCGACCGCUAUGUUUCUAGAACAGGUUCGCGACAUUCACCUUGACGAGAGUACUUGCUUCUGCGGCACGUUGUGGUGUCCUGUGGCCCGCCUGCACGUCGAAUUCCGUCAC